Molecule: messenger RNA, 1227 nt
Organism: Drosophila biarmipes
Lineage: Eukaryota; Metazoa; Arthropoda; Insecta; Diptera; Drosophilidae
Product: neuropeptide FF receptor 2
Exons: 3
Coding region: 22-1227 (401 amino acids)
Biological process (GO): G protein-coupled receptor signaling pathway
Cellular component (GO): membrane
Molecular function (GO): G protein-coupled receptor activity
Source: RefSeq, a predicted model, not a curated record
UCGAAGCAGGAAGCCAACGGAAUGACCUCGCUCUUAAGCAGCAAUGAAUUUGACUUCAGCAAGUGGGACUUCCCAGCCGAACGCAUCUGGCUGCACAAGUCCAACGGAGAGAUCACGUGGAAGAUCUGCACUUUUCUGCCCCUGAUUGCCUUCGGUCUGUAUGGGAACUUCACCAUGGUUUAUUUGAUAGCCGCCAACCGUUCCUUGAGGUCGCCCACCAAUCUGAUCAUUGCCAACAUGGCAGUGGCGGACCUGCUGACCCUGGCGAUUUGCCCGGCUAUGUUUAUGCUGAACGAUUUCUAUCAGAACUACCAGUUGGGCUGCGUGGGCUGCAAGCUGGAGGGUUUCCUUGUGGUGGUGUUCCUCAUCACAGCCGUGCUCAACCUCUCGGUGGUCAGCUAUGAUCGUCUGACGGCCAUCGUCCUGCCAAUGGAGACGCGGCUCACUGUGAGGGGUGUCCAGAUAGUGGUGGUCUGCACCUGGCUCCUGGGCAUCCUACUGGCAUCACCCUUGGCUAUAUACAGAGCCUACAGGGUGCGGAUCUGGAAGAACUUUACAGAGCGUUAUUGCAAGGAGAACACCUCCAUUCUGCCCAAGUACUGGUAUGUGCUUAUCACCAUCCUAGUUUGGUUGCCCCUGGGCAUUAUGCUCAUCUGCUACAUAGCCAUAUUUUACAAGCUGGAUCGGUAUGAAAAACGAGUCCUGAGUCGCGAAAAUCCCCUCACAGUCAGCUACAAACGCAGCGUGGCCAAAACGCUCUUUAUUGUGGUGGUGGUCUUUGCAGCUCUCCGACUGCCAUUCACUAUCCUAGUGGUUCUACGGGAGAAAUACUUCGACGAGGAUGUCUCCGUGAGCAGUGGAAUGCAAUUCUUCUGGUACUUCUCGCAGUACUUAAUGUUUCUUAAUGCCGCCGUCAACCCGCUGAUCUAUGGAUUUAACAAUGAGAACUUUAGACGGGCCUACCAUCAAAUCUCCUGGGUUCGACGUUGUAGGGAAGCAGCGAAAAUGAAGAAAAUAUCUGGGACAUCAAAGCAUUGCUGCUACUGUGACUUUAUAAAGAGGGGCAAAGCAAAGGCAGAUGGACAAGCACAGCAGACAGGGGACGUUGAGAGGGACUUGAGCAGGGACUUAUCCACAGAGGUACCAACGGCCAAGUCAACUGAGAGAAUUCAAGAUGAUCGGGCUGAUAUACUACCAUCAGAAGUAGAGGUAGAUGGGUAUAUAUAG